AUGGACACUGGGAUACUGGCCGAAGGAGUGCGUCCGUCGCCGACCUCGAGUCCCCCUUCGACCAAAGUCGUCGCCGGAUGUCCACAGCUCUUCGGCUCCCGCUCGACUGACCCCUUCCACUGUCCCACGCGCGCAAGACAGGUCUGCCAUCCUCCAGUCUGCCUAGUCCCACCGCCAACCAUGGAGACCUCCAGAGAAAACAGGCCAUGGCUGGUGCAGAAGUACGGUGGCACUAGCCUUGGAAAACUCCUCGAGUCGAUCUGCAGCAAAAUCGUCCCAUCCUACCUGCGAGACUACAACCUGGUUGUCGUCUGCUCGGCCCUCUCCGGUUCCACCAAGUCGAGCGGAACCACAAGCCUGUUGCUUGAAUGCGUAUCACACGCUGAGGCCGGACUCUCUGCGCAGACGCUGCUCAACAAGAACAUUGAUGCCAUUCGGGAUAGUCAUGUCCGGCUUCUCGAGAAGCAUCUCGUCAACUCCAAUGGCACAAGAAGUGACUUGUGUAACGACAUCUUCGACUCUACAAAGACCCUCAUUGUAAAGGAGUGCGAGAGCCUUCGAGGCUUCCUUUUGGCAGCACAGAUCAUCGGGGAGCUAUCUCCAAGGGCACGGGACCGUGUCAUCGCUCUCGGAGAGAAGCUUGCGUGCAGAGUUGUAGCUGCGUUUCUCUGUAGCAGAAAUAUCCCGGCCGAACCUAUCAUCCUAGAAGACAUAGUUGAGGCAGUGUUCGGUGCUAGUGUGUUCGACCAGAAGACGGCACUGGACAACCUCGGCCCUCGGUUCUAUCACCUCAUUGCAGACGAGAUCACCAAGAGGAUACAUGACUGCGGCGACCAUGUUCCCAUCGUCACCGGCUUCUUUGGCAUCAUGCCAGACUCGCUGCUCAAGAACGUCGGCCGGGGAUACUCGGACCUUUGUGCGGCUAUGUGUGCGGUGGGAACCAAAGCGGCGGAACUUCAGAUCUGGAAAGAGGUUGAUGGGAUCUUCACUGCGGAUCCGAGAAAGGUCCCGUCAGCAAGACUAUUGUCCACAGUCACGUCGGAGGAAGCUACAGAGUUGACGUACUACGGGAGCGAAGUUAUACAUCCCUUGACAAUGGAUCAAAUACGUUGCGCCAACAUUCCCUUGAGACUGAAGAAUGUCUUCAACCCAACGGCAUCCGGCACGAUCAUCUACCCCUCUCGAACCCCCUCCCCGCCCCUUACUCCUCCAACACCAACAGACGAAAAGGUCGAUAUCAAGGUCCCUUUGCCCUCCAUUGACUACAUGUUGGGGAAUGGUUAUCACGGCGAUCGGCAAGAGAGAAGGCGACCUACCGCCGUCACAGUUAAAGACGAUAUCCUCUUGGUCAAUGUGGUUUGCAAUAGAAACACCAAGUCUCAAGGGUUCCUGUCCGGCGUUUUUGAUCGCCUCGAGGAUGCGGGAAUCAAGACAGAUCUCGUCACUACUAGCGAGCGCAGCGUUAGUCUCGCGUUUCAGCAUUCCGAAGAGGGCUCUUGUCAACAUCAGAGGCUGAGAGUUGAGCUGGAAAAGUUUGGAAAGGUGAUUAUCACAGAAAACAUGUCCAUCGUCACUAUCGUUGGGCACAAAAUGAGGAACAUGGUCGGCAUAUCAGCAGAGAUCAUGUCCGCCCUAGCAUCCGCCAAGAUCAACAUCUUCAUGGUCAGCCAAGGAGCAAGCGAGAUCAACAUAUCUCUCGUCGUCCGCGCAGAAGACGCAGUCCUCGCCAUGAACGUCAUCCACAGCAAAGUCCUCCGUAUCCCAACGCACUGGGAACAGGAGACAAACUUCAUCAAAGGUGCGGAAACCCAGAAGCAGCAGAAGCAGCAGAGGGCCCGGCAGGCUGAAAACGUCGUCGUCGGGUCCUGUUACCGACCACCGCCGCUUACACACCCCUCUUCCAGGUCCGUGGCUCUACUGACGAGGACGAAUGCGGCGGCGGUGGUGACGACGGCGGGGCGUGAUAGCCGUAGGUCGAGUGUUUAUCGUGUCGCUGUUGGGCCUGCUGAGGCGGCUGCGUAUCGGUAUAUUGUGAAGAGGUGGUUGAAGAAGAGGAGGCAUGUUUGA
Colletotrichum tamarilloi is the source of this 2067-nucleotide messenger RNA. Its product is annotated as aspartate kinase. Gene Ontology annotation, molecular function: aspartate kinase activity. The coding region runs from base 1 to 2067 and encodes 688 amino acids. Gene Ontology annotation, cellular component: cytosol. Gene Ontology annotation, biological process: L-homoserine biosynthetic process. The record is from RefSeq and is a predicted model, not a curated record. The transcript is spliced from 4 exons. NCBI's taxonomy places the organism in Eukaryota, Fungi, Ascomycota, Sordariomycetes, Glomerellales, Glomerellaceae.